Messenger RNA from Cutaneotrichosporon cavernicola, 801 nucleotides. RefSeq lists its product as uncharacterized. The transcript is spliced from 11 exons. Lineage: Eukaryota; Fungi; Basidiomycota; Tremellomycetes; Trichosporonales; Trichosporonaceae. The record is from RefSeq and is a predicted model, not a curated record. Gene Ontology annotation, molecular function: hydroxyacylglutathione hydrolase activity. Bases 1 to 801 code for a protein of 266 amino acids.
AUGGGCUUGGAGAAUUACAACAUCACCCAUGCUCGUCGGAACGCUAUGAAGAUCAUCCCAGUCCAGGCCCGCACCGAUAACUGGAUGUACCUCGUCAUUGACGAGCCAUCGCAGACCGCCGCCGUUGUUGAUCCGUUUGACGCGCCCAAACUCACUGCUGUUGCCACGGAGCAUGGGGCCAAGGUCACGACGCUGAUUACGACGCACCACCACGCCGACCAUUCGGGGGGUAAUGACAAGUUUCUCGCCCUCAACCCGGGCCUAACGGCUUAUGCUGGUUCGGACAAGUCGCCUGGAACGAACAAGAUUGUGGGCGACGGCGACAAGUUCAAGAUUGGCGACAAUAUCAAUGUGACAUGCCACUCCACGCCGUGCCACACCCAGGACUCCAUCGCCUUCUUCCUCGAAGACAAUAGGACUGGGCAGCGGGGUGUCUUCACUGGUGACACCCUCUUCCUUGCAGGAUGCGGACGCUUCUUUGAGGGCAACGCUGCCGAGAUGCACGCCGCUCUGACCAAGCUCGGCCGCUUGCCUGACAACACGCUCGUGUACAACGGUCACGAGUACACUCUUGGCUCGGCCAAGUUUGGCCUCAUGAUCGAGCCGGACAACGCCAAGCUCAAGCAGCUGUACGAGACGGCGCAGAAAGACAAGUGUACCACAGGCAAGUCGACAAUCGGCGACGAGAAGCAGUGGAACGUCUUUAUGCGUCUUGACCAGCCCGAGGAGAUCAAGGCGACUGGUGAGAGGGACCCACUCAAGGUCAUGCAGCGGCUACGUGAGAUGAAGAACGCCAUGUAG